AUGUCGCCUGCACCAGUCCAAGUCAAUUCCUCCUCCAAACUCCCAUCUCCCGGAUUCAAUGCCGGCGCCCGACCCUACCGUUCCCACAAGGUCCGCGCCUGUGACUUGUGUCGCAAGCGCAAGUCUCGAUGUACCGUUGAUAUCCCCGGUCAAUCAUGUCUUCUAUGUCGCGUGCAAGGUGCCGACUGUCACUAUCAAGAGGAGGCCAACGCGGAUACUUCGGUCUUGAGUGCCCCGGACUCAAAAUCCUGGGCAGGGCCGCCAGCGAUGGAGCCCGUGCCGGGGCAGAAGCGUAAGCGCAGUGACGAUGGACUCGCCCACCUGAGCCAGAAUAUGCCGCCCCGGCAGCCGGCCAAUGGUCCCAGCCCCCCAUGGAACGACUUCAACGAGUCGGUUCUCAUUGUUGGCCCUAUGGUCGCUGAAGAUGCCCAAGUCAUUGAAAAACACAUGCCUCCAGAGCGGAUGAGUCAAUCGGAAGAGCCCAAGAGUCACCCGUACAAUAUCUACUCUAGUGAUCCGCGGAAACCAGUCCUUUACACCACAAUCUCGCGGCGAAGGAAAGGUAUGCGGAGAGGAACGCCUCCUGGUGAGAAUCAGAAGGAGAUCCUCGAACAAAUACUUGGGCCGUUUAAGCACGACCUAGUGAGACUUUUCAUUGAUCGCUUUAACGUUUCUUUUCCGAUCUUCGACGGCGAAUCGUUUUGGGAAUCAUACAUGGCCGAUGACUUGCACGACCCACCAGCUGCACUGGUGUGUCAAGUCUAUUCCAUGUCCCUCGUAUAUUGGAAACACACACAAAAGCUUGCGUGCCACCCGAAACCCGACGUUCGAUAUGCGAUCAACAUGACCGUCGCAGCGUUGCAUGAGGAAUUCUCAGCCCCCGGAUUAGACACAAUCAGCGCUGCGCUUAUCGACCUGACUGGACGGCCCAUUUUCUCCAUGACAGGGAACGCCGUCAGCUGUGGCCCAAUUGGAAGCUCUCACAAGCAGAAAAAAAACCAGCGGAUUCGUUUGUGGUGGGGAGUUGUAAUUCACGAUCGUUGGGGAAGCUUUGGUCAUGGUGUUCCACCUCAGAUUUCCAAAAAUCAAUACGACGUGCCUCUACCCACCGUGGACGUAUUGGUCCCAUCAAACCUCCGCACUACAGAACGUGUGAGAGCAGCACACUGCCAUAUCUACCUAUGCCGGUUGACUGAGACUUUGGGCGAGCUGUUACCACUGGUCUAUGGGUUGCAACACAAACCCGCACGCGAGACAUCCAAGAAGCUCAGACAAAUACGAACAGACCUAGAUAUAUGGGAAGAUUCCUUACCAGAUUGGUUGAGAGGGCCUACAGUCCACUCCGGGGAGCGGAUCUAUGGAGCAAGCAGUUUGCAACUAGCUUUCCUAGCUGUCAAAAUGCUUGUCAGCCGAGUUGAACUAAAUGAAGUCAACAACUCCGAAACGGAAAACACCGAAGCACGUCGCUAUUUCCAAACAGAAUGUAGAAGGUCAGCAGAGGAGAUUGUUGGAUUCAUCACGUCUUUGCGAAAGGAUAAUUUCACAGAGUUUUGGCUACCCUAUAGCGCCUUUCAUCUCACGUCAACGGCGACAUUGCUGGUUCGUUGUGCAUUCGAGACUACCGACAGCGAUGUUGCACGGUCUUGUCUUUCCAACGUCGAAACCCUGCGCUCAGUCUUGCGUCGUGUGCGGGAAGAAGAAGACUGGGAUGUAGCAGACAUGUGUCUGGACCACUGCGAACGCAUUAUGCACCGGCUUCCCGGGACCGGUGCCACAAUGGACCAGGCAUUCACAACCACGAUGGCAGACAGUGGGUUGGUCAACCCGGCCGCAAUAUCGCUGCCAGAGACACAAACAAACAACGACAUCGUUGACGACAUGAUGUCGAUAUCUAAUACUUUUGGAACGAUGGACGGUUUCCCCUUUGACAUGACAGGAAUAUGGGAUGUCUCCGUCUUCCAAGAUGUGAACCUGACAUGA
Messenger RNA from Penicillium mononematosum, 1980 nucleotides. Its product is annotated as putative C6 transcription factor. Gene Ontology annotation, biological process: DNA-templated transcription. Gene Ontology annotation, cellular component: nucleus. The record is from RefSeq and is a predicted model, not a curated record. Gene Ontology annotation, molecular function: DNA binding; zinc ion binding; DNA-binding transcription factor activity, RNA polymerase II-specific. The transcript is spliced from 7 exons. NCBI's taxonomy places the organism in Eukaryota, Fungi, Ascomycota, Eurotiomycetes, Eurotiales, Aspergillaceae. Bases 1 to 1980 code for a protein of 659 amino acids.